Messenger RNA from Camellia sinensis, 978 nucleotides. Lineage: Eukaryota; Viridiplantae; Streptophyta; Magnoliopsida; Ericales; Theaceae. The record is from RefSeq and is a predicted model, not a curated record.
AUGAUGCUUCUUGACAGCUGCUUUCUCAUUGAGUUGUUUCGCAAAUUUACCAUAACAAGUAUGAGAGAUAGAAAUGACCCACUCUUCAAAAUUGAUUGGAUACUUCCAACAUUAUGGCGUGACUCAUUGUUAUUUGAGAAUCAACUUCCAUUCUUUGUUCUUGUGGAGUUGUUCAAUAUGACCAAAGUUCUCGACCCUCAUGACAAUAUCACUGAUUUAGCCAUUCAAUACCAUCAUUGUGUCAGUCAAUAUGCAUCCCUAGGUCCUGUAAAGAUUUUAUACGCUUAUAAUGGAAUUUCAACUUGUGGUGUGAAACAUUUUCUUGGUCUGGUAUACCAAAUUACAUCUUUUUCACUCUCAAAAUCAGUACCUCUAACAAGUGUCGUCGGAGACAAGAUAAAGAAAUGGGAACACAUACAAUGUGCCACAGAGUUACAUGAAAUUGGGGUCAAGUUCAAGAAAUCUAACUGUGGUACGAUCUUUUAUAAUGUAAAAUUUAAAAAUGGGGUAUUAGAAAUCCCGACAUUAGUCAUACAUGAGAAGAUAGAAUAUCUUUUUAGAAAUGGAAUUGCAUACGAGCAACAUCAUCUCGAGGAGGACAUUGGCCUCAAAUAUACCACUGACUAUUUAACUUUCCUAUGUUGCCUCAUUAACUCGUCACAGGAUGUCUCCUUGCUUUGUCGCUAUGGAAUUCUCCAAAACAUGCUAGGUGGUGAUGAAGUGGUUGUGUCAAUUCUUAACAAGAUUUCUACUUGUGUCGUUGCACCUCGUGACAAUUUUUAUUACUCUCAAGUAUUUGACGACGUAAGCAGGUAUAGUAAGCAACGUCGGAACAUAUGGACUGCAAUGUUAAGGCAUAAUUAUUUCAACAGCCCAUGGGCAGUCAUCUCGUUUCUCGGAGCUAUUAUGUUGCUUCUACUCACUUUGACACAGACAGUGUUUUCCAUUCUUGCUUACUUCUGUAAUAGAGGUUGUUGA